Molecule: messenger RNA, 744 nt
Organism: Lathyrus sativus (Indian pea)
Lineage: Eukaryota; Viridiplantae; Streptophyta; Magnoliopsida; Fabales; Fabaceae
Source: the annotation of a GenBank genome assembly
AUGGAACAUGUCUUUCACAUGAAGGGUGGUGUGGGAGAAACAAGCUAUGCAAAUAACUCCUCACUUCAGAGAAAAGUGAUAAUGGAAGUGAAAACCAUACUUGAAGAAAACAUGAUAUUGAUCAUGUCCAACAAAAGUAUAAAAGGUUGUUGGAAAAUAGUUGAUUUAGGUUGUUCUUCAGGACCAAACACACUUUUGUCCAUCUCCAAUAUCAUGAACAUCAUCCAUAAAAUUAACAUGAAACUAAAUCAUGGGAAACCUGUAUUUCAAAUAUAUCUCAAUGAUGUAUUUGAAAAUGAUUUCAAUAAUAUUUUCAAGUUCCUUCCUGAUUUCUACCAACAAGAAAAAGAAAAGAAUAAUGGAGAAUGCUUCAUAAGUGCAACACCAGGAAAUUUUUAUGGAAGGCUCUUUCCAAAUUAUUACAUUGACAUUUUUCAUUCAUCCUAUAGUCUUCACUGGCUAUCUAAGGCACCAAAAAUUUUGGUCAAGAAUGGAGAACCACUCAACAAGGGAAAUAUUUACAUAUCCAAAACAAGUCCUCCGUGUGUUUAUGAAGCAUAUUUUGAGCAAUUUGAGAAAGAUUUCAGCUGUUUUCUAAAGUCACGCUUCGAGGAAUUAGCAUUGGAUGGUAUGAUGGUAGUAACACUCAUGGGCAGAGAAUCAAUUGGUGCAAUUACUUCUGUUGAAGAGGUAAUUGGCAUGGUACUCAACGAGAUGGUUCAAGAGGUAAAUACGAAUUCAUAA